AUUACAAAAAGUUUAGCAGAGGUUUAAAUUCUACCGUAAAUUACCAUGUGGAAUUCCUUUACUGCCACGGCGGUGAGGGUCAGAGGAGGACCGCUCCUCAGUCCUUCCAUCUUUAACACUACCGAGUCGAGCUAUCGUGAAUUGUCUAAAUGGCAGCUGGACUAUACCGUUUUUGGAUUCAAAGAAGAUUUACUCUCGGACAAGGCGAGCAUACCCGAAAAGGAUUCCUGCGGAUCCGAAGUUAUGGACAAGAAAGCUGAAAGAGGAUCCAGAAGGAGACCCACUUACUCUGCCAAGUUUACCAGAGCAUUCUCGAGAGGAAGUGAAGAUACAUGCGAAUCGUCAGAUGCAGAUGAAAUCAUGGAAACUGCAAAUGACAUUCGUAUGAAGAGAAUAUCUGAGUUCCACAAGUCUCUAACGAAAACAGUUAAACUCAAAAGCGGAAUAUUCCAUGAACGUGUGUGUAUAACAUGCAGCAAGGACGGGAAAACCAUAGAAUGGUACAAAAUAAAAGGAAAGGAGGUAGAUAAAGAAAAGGGACCAAUAGGGGAAAUCAGCGUAGGAAAGAUACUAACCGUCAAAACAAAGGCAGACAACUUGAAGCAUUUGGAAAUUCUCUGCCGCUCAGAGGCCUUUUUGUUCAUGUUUAAAACUACAGCUGACAGAGAAGAAUGGCAAACAGAACUAGAAAACUUUAUAAAAUUCAUGAGGUUACCAUAAUUACUUUUUAAAUUG
Theileria equi strain WA is the source of this 735-nucleotide messenger RNA. RefSeq lists its product as hypothetical. The transcript is spliced from 5 exons. Bases 46 to 720 code for a protein of 224 amino acids. The record is from RefSeq and is a predicted model, not a curated record. NCBI's taxonomy places the organism in Eukaryota, Apicomplexa, Aconoidasida, Piroplasmida, Theileriidae.